Molecule: messenger RNA, 2334 nt
Organism: Mytilinidion resinicola
Lineage: Eukaryota; Fungi; Ascomycota; Dothideomycetes; Mytilinidiales; Mytilinidiaceae
Exons: 5
Coding region: 51-2237 (728 amino acids)
Biological process (GO): DNA-templated transcription; positive regulation of transcription by RNA polymerase II
Molecular function (GO): sequence-specific DNA binding; zinc ion binding; DNA-binding transcription factor activity, RNA polymerase II-specific
Source: RefSeq, a predicted model, not a curated record
CCACUACAACAUGCGCCCCCUCGUCUCGCCCACACACAGCGCCAACACCAAUGGAUCAUGAGGAAUCGCAGUCGGAUAGCUCGCGACCAGCCAAGAGGGCCCGCACCCUAGCUUGCAAAAGAUGCCGCCACCGAAAGCAGAAGUGCGAUGAGAGCCGGCCAUGUAGGAACUGCAGGAAGUCUGGAGAAGAGUGCGUCGCCACCGAGCCCGCCCCCAGAGGCCAUGCUGAAGGCGAGUAUAUUCGAGCCUUGGAGGAGCGCAUUGCGGAGCUGGAAGCUCUGGAUCCGCAGCAGAGUCUUGAUCAUAUUCAGAGACGGUCAUCCCUUUUGAACAAUGCAAGAGCACAACUGGCCGACCACCAGAGCCGGCCUUCAGCUAGCACCUUGGAACGGCCAGAGUCGAAUGGCAUAGCUGGUCCAGCGCCAUCAGAGGUCGUCUCCGAAUCGCCAGGCGACUUCCACGCUGCUGUUUCCCCAGCCUCGACCGCCCGGAGUGCUGCGAAUACCCGGGUAUCGAACAUGUCUAAUGAAGCCCAAUUGCGGCAUGUUUCGAACCUCGGUCUUGACGAUGAUUCCGAUCUGGACCACCUUAUUCUAGGACUCGUCACAUCACCUGCUGCUCUAGUGGCUCAGCUCCCAUUAGAGGUAGAGGAGCUUUUGCUAGAUGCGUACCACGAGCGAGCUCAAGCACAGUAUCCCUUUUUCCACUGGGACACGUUCCUCUUUUGGCAUUCUACUUGGAAGACAUGUCCACCCAGCGAUUAUGGGCGUCAAGCAUGGAAAGGUUUCUUCGUCAAUAUGGUAUACGCAACUGCCCUACUUCUGAUACCUCGGGUGGGAAAAUUCGACUCUCAGAUCUUCUACCGACAAGGCGUCACUCUCCUGCCUUCCGUACUUAGACAAGGCGAUCAUAUCUUGCAGAUUCAAGCAUACCUGGUCAUGGCCAUGCAUGCAUUGCACAGAAGCUCUACGGAUCGUAUUAUGUCUCUUUCCUCAACCGUAAUCCGUUAUUGCGUACAAGCGCAGUUUCAUCUCGCGGAAAUGGAGCCAGAACCGAUCAACGCGACUAUCCACCUAGAGAACCAGCUGCGGCGGCGGACCUUUUGGUGCGCUUACAAGCUCGAUCGGUUGGCCGCGUUUUCUUUUGACCUUCCCCCUUCAAUCCCCGACAGCACAAUCACAACAAAGGUCUAUGCGAACGUAGAGGACUCGGAUCUUCUGCAGCUUGCAGCUGCCACACCCGUAGACGUAGAUAUACCGGAUAGCCUAGGAUAUACCUGUGUCUCGCCAUCUCUGCACAUCAUUCAAUGCAGGCGAAUCCAGUCAGAGAUACUGGGCUUCACCCUCCACUGGAACUAUGCCACGCAAUUCGAGUCCUCCCCGGAAUGGCGGAUACGGAUCCUUACUGAACUUAACAAUUGGAAGUCUCAAGUCCAGACUUUCUCAGAUUCCAGAUCCAAAGGAUACACCAGUCAGAGGUGGCUUGCCAUGAUCUAUCACUAUACACUGGUCAUGCUUUAUCGACCCACCAAGCAAAAUGUGAUUGGUCCGGCGGGGGACUUUGCGGUACAGGCUUCUAGUCAAGCUUGCCUCAUGUUCCGAAAAACGCAAAUGGACCGGCAGAUUGCUCAACCUUGGCUUGGACUACUCGUGCAAUUUCAAGCGGGCAUAACUCUUUUGUACUGCUUUUGGGCAACCCCACCUCAGUAUCGGACGGAGAAUUAUGAUUCCCCCGAUGUAUCUGAUGCACUACGAGCGUGUUCCAACAUUCUCGCAAUCAUGGCCGAUCGCUGGCCGAAGGCAGACUGUCUGCGAGAUGUCUUUGAACUGCUAGCACGAGAAAUACCUCUCGUCGAUCGCCCUAGCAGACCACCAGUGCGGAUAUCGGACAAAUCAGCCACAAAGCUGCGGCAAGCUCUUCCCGAUGUACGCCGUCUCAUUGUGCAUCGGAUUGUCAUGCGAAUGAUUGAGGAAAUGAUCGAGGACGACUUUCCACGACCAAAAAGCACCCCGCUCCAAACUGUAUCCUCCAUACCUGGGCCCCGAGAGUCAGCCAUGAGGGAAAGUAUCAUGCCGACGCCUCAGUUGAGCCGUCCGCCGCCGUCUCCGCCACCUACGCAUAUGACGUUCGAAAUGCCGUUCUCGGCGCCGCAGUUCUACAGUAUUGAUGGGGCCAAUGCCUUCGAUGCCGAGAUGCCUUCGUUUCCAGGCAUCUUUGAUUACGAUUCAUGGACUUGAGCAAUCCCCAAAAAUAUAGGCUUAAACUACGCAAAAAAGUUUACAUCUGGCUACUCUAAGUGUCCUUCUUAUCCCCAUCGCCCUUGAGACGCAGUCG